CCUCACUUGAGUAAAAUGAGCAAGAGUAUCAUGAGAUGUGUUGCCCCCUUGGUGACCCAAAUUUUCCUGGUUGAAAUUCUGGUAUUUUUUGAAAGAUUGGAUGGAUUCAUACUUCCAAGCCCAGCCUCAAACAUUAAUUGCAAAGGGAAUACCAUUUCUCCUGGUUAUGACAAUGUGCAUAUUCAGGAGACAAUUGGUCAUUCCAUUGAAUUUCUUAGGUCAUCAAUUUUAAAAUUAUGGAGUAGAUUAACUAAAUCAAACCCUCAUGAAUAUUUAGAUGAAAAGGGAUCUCAUGAAAUUCUGCUGAAAAAACUGUACAAAUCAUCCAAUGUCCUACAAGUGACACCCAAAGCAAAAAUAACCAAAAAGGAAGAGAUUCAAGAGUUGGAAGUCCAAAAGGAUUUAACUACAGAAAUGUUGGAAGUUUCUAGGGACAUCAGCCUGAGGACUAAAAGCUAUCUAGAAGGGUUAAAGAACCAUCAGAAUAUGGUACAGAGAGAUCAUUGGCUUCAAAAAAAUCCAAGAAAAAAAGACUUAACUGUUAGGUUACCAAUAAAGAGGCGAGGAUUAGCAAAAACCACAGGAAAACUUGCAGAAGAUCAAGUAAAACAUAAUUCACAUACAAUAGCUGAAAAACGGUGGAAACUUGCAGGGCGACAAGUGCUUCUGGCUACCAAAGCAAAAAUUGCAGAAAACAAAGAGAAAACUCGUGAGUUGGAUAUCCCGAAGGAAGUAGUUAAAGAAAUUUCAGAAACUUCCAGUGAAAUAAGGCUCAGGACUAAAAACCCUUUGAAAAGAUUAAAGUGGUAUCAAAGAAAAAUACAGCAAGAUCAGGAGGGUGGAAAAAAUUCAAGGGAAAAGGAUUUUUUUCUUUGUUUGGUAAGAAAUGGUCUACAAUUUGCAGAAACCAUUGGAAAACCGCUACGAGAGCAAGAAAAAAGUGCUUCACAUAAAAUGGUUCAACAAUGGUGGAUCUCUGCAGGGCGACAAGUAGCUCUGAAGGUUAAGAGAUGGCCGAAGAUGAUGCUCAAAGAAAAAAUAAGAAGACACAAAGAGAAAGCUCCAGUGUUGGAUAUUAGAAAGGAAGUGUCUACAGAAGUUUCAGAAGCUCUGAAGGUUAAAAGGUGGCCAAAGGUGACUCCCAAAGAAAUAAGAAGAAACAAAGAGAAAACCUCCAAGUUUGAGAUCCAAAUGGAAGUGGCUAUUGAUAUUUCAGAAGGUCUGAAGGUUAAGAGGUGGCCGAAGGUGACUCUCAAAGAAAAAAUAAGAGAAAACAAAGAGAAAACUCCAGAGUUGAAGAUCCAAAUGGAAUCCCUUAACAGGUUUCCUGAAACAUCAGUUCACUCCUUACAGAAACGCUCCAUUUUACAUCUUCCGACUAAGCUGCCCACUUUGACUUCUUCUAUUAUGGUGGAUGAUGGUGGUGAGGAACAGCCUGGUAAAGUGGUCUUUAUUCUGAAAUCUGGCAACAGGUCAGCAAGGCCCAGCCAUGUAAAGCACUUUGUAAUCAGCAAACAGGCAAAAGAGAAAAACACUCAGAACAAACAAAUAACUGACAAACUUUUGGAGAAGGAACUUUCGGAGAAAGAAGAAGACUCAGGAAGAAAGGAAAAUCUUCUCAAACACUUAAUGAUUAGAGGAAGCAAGCACAGAAUUACUACUAAGGGGUCUGAAACUUUGAACAAACUGUUGCCUGAUGAGACAUAUUGGGAGCAUCAUGGACACUUUACCUCUGCUCCACCUUCAUUUGAUUUUUUGUCAACCACUAAUAAUUUUCUUCUUCGGCGUUAUGCCUUUGAAUCUGAGUGGCAAAAAAGAUUGGCAACUAUCUUUCCCAAUGAGGCUGUCAGGAACACAUUUGUCAGGUUUAUGCGUGUCCUCAAAAUAGACUGCAAAGAACCCAAUAUCCAGAAGUCUUGUCCUGAACUGUUCAAUACAAUUGGUUUUUUCCUGACAAAAUUUGUUAGAUCAGCAGAUUUGAAGAGGUUAUCUGCUCUGAGGAAGUUUCCAUUUUUGCCGGCUAAAAAUGAAAACAAUAUUCCUACAGCAAGCUCCAGAAAAAUGAAGAAGCCCCCUAAUAAGAUAGCAAGGAAGAGAAUUCCAAAAUACGGGAAUGGCAACAUUACUCAUUUCGAAUUGGCUUUUUCUCUGACAAUAUUGGUAAUGAUUAUUAUUGCAAUGCUGAUUUUAAUUAAGAUCUAUUGUCAACGAACUGCCAAAGGACUGGAAGGGACCCCUCUGGAAAAACGGACACCUCUGGAUAGAAUGGAGAAAGGUACACUUGAAAAACAGACUUCAGCAUCAUCAUUUGAAAAACCUGUUUGGUUUAAAGAUAUGUAUCAACCUAUAGAGGAAGUAAAUAAAAAAGGCAUGAUUAAUAAAUUACAUGAUGAAGAGUCCUCAGAAGUGUCCUCCGAAGAGGAAAACAUAUAUACAUGGGCUAGCGCAAGACCUCCACAAAUCCCUGAGCUUCUUCCCGUGGAAAAACUAGAUCUAAUGCCACCAGCACCAGAACCAGAACCAGAACCAGCACCAGCACCAGCAGCAGUAGAAGCUGAAGCUCCGGCUCCGGCUCCGGCUCCGGCUCCAGCUCCGGCUCCGGCUCCAGCUCCAGCACCAGCACCAGCACCAGCUCCAGCUCCAGCUCCAGCUCCAGAGCCUGUUAAAAAGGCUAGUUCAAAGAAACUGUCUGAAGAGACGCCCACUAGUGAAGCCACUCCAGCGACUGAGUCUGAAAAAGAGUCGCCCACUAGUGAAGCCACUCCAAAGACUGACACUUCAGAAACAGAAGAAGGCACUUCAAAGAAAACAAGUUCAGAAGAGGAAGACGAAGAGGAAGAUGAAUACUAACCAUACUUUGCAUAUAAAUUGGAUAUAAGUUGUACAUUAAUUAAAGCACAAUUUUUAAUUAAA
Pantherophis guttatus is the source of this 2913-nucleotide messenger RNA. RefSeq lists its product as uncharacterized. The record is from RefSeq and is a predicted model, not a curated record. NCBI's taxonomy places the organism in Eukaryota, Metazoa, Chordata, Lepidosauria, Squamata, Colubridae.